AUGACGAAUUCUACAAAAGUUAUAGUUUUAAGAUUUACAAAAAAUGGUCAAUCACCGAUCGAUUUAAUUGACAAAAUUGUACAACCUAAGAGAUUUCCACCGUUAAUCUUAAAUGGUCAUUGGUUAAAAGAUGGAAUUGCCACUUUAUUUAACGACGGCAAUACAGCGAAAAUUUUUUUGAGCGGUGAUAGAAUUCCAUCAACAAUAUCUGGAGGCCCGCUCUUAAAUGAUGAGUACGAAUUUUACAAUGCUCACUUUCAUUGGGGCGAGGAUAAUUGUAGGGGUGCUGAACACACGAUCAAUGGUACUUGGUUUUCCAUGGAAUGUCACGUAAUACAUUGGAACCGGAAAUAUCUCACUUUUGAAGAAUGCUUAAAACACCGAGAUGGUCUUUGCGUGCUGGCUUUUUUAUUUUUGGUUCAGUCUUGUCAAUGCAAUAAUGUCAAGUUUGAUAGAAUCUCUGAAAAUUUGCAAUACAUUCAAAAUGCUGGCUCAGAAAUAAAUAUUCCACCAAACUCUUUAUCUUGGAUGCGAAUAGCAACAAAUUGUUCAAGUUAUUAUACUUAUCAAGGAUCCAAAACAGAGGAACCUUAUUGGGAAUGUGUUACGUGGAUCGUAUUUCCAGUUAUUAUUCCUAUUCAAUCUCACCAACUUAAUGAAUUUCGAAAGCUGAAGAAUAAGAAAGGUGAAUUCAUAAAAUCGAAUUGGAGAGAUGUUCAACUUUUACGAGGACGACGCAUAUUUCUAGCCAUCUCUUAAAAAUUUAUAU
Nylanderia fulva is the source of this 769-nucleotide messenger RNA. The record is from RefSeq and is a predicted model, not a curated record. NCBI's taxonomy places the organism in Eukaryota, Metazoa, Arthropoda, Insecta, Hymenoptera, Formicidae.